Messenger RNA from Passer montanus (Eurasian tree sparrow), 11117 nucleotides. It is a transcript of the gene CUNH4orf50, whose product is annotated as chromosome unknown C4orf50 homolog. The transcript is spliced from 16 exons. The record is from RefSeq and is a predicted model, not a curated record. Bases 2138 to 6565 code for a protein of 1475 amino acids. Lineage: Eukaryota; Metazoa; Chordata; Aves; Passeriformes; Passeridae.
CUGAGUCCACAUGCAAAAAUACAGAAAAUAUUUAUUAAACAGCUUUAAAUUGGUGCAUUUUUUUUAUAAAGCAGUUUGCAUAAUGCUUGAAGCUGCAAAAUAUUUGAACUUAAAAUUAGAGAUUUUUUUUAAAGAUAUGGCUUCAAGUUGGAAUGAUUUCACAAUCAAAUAAGGACCAGCACAUCAUAAACACUGAAAAAAAUUACAAACAGGACUUACACUCUCCCACCAACCAAACAGCAGAAAAAAUACAAGUGCAAUUACUGGCUGCUAUGUGAACUGUUACCUACCAAAUGGUUUUCUUACAGUACUGAGAUCUUUGACUCCAUACUGCAUGCUUUCAACAAAUGUGGUUUUCAUUUCACCCAAGAAACACAGGAUCUCCUUUUUAAUAUCUAUAUUAAAAAAGCUAAGUGUUUGACAUUCAGUUGUCUCUAGUAAAUAGCUGCAAGGAAGCAAAAUGUUCAAAGUUGGAAACAAAUAAAGAAUUACUACCCUGCAGUGGUCAAAUUCAUAUCAAAUUCCUAAGAUGGAAAUCCACAGGUGCAGAAAGAAAGGUUUUGGAGAAAGGCAAAAUGGUAGAUUGAAGUAUGAAAACUUUAAAGUGGGUGAGAACUAUGUGGGAAAUAUGAUUCUUUGAAUGUUUUUGAAAAGUAAGGCAAUGUCUUGUAAAGACGGCACUGGGAAAAUGACAGAUUCCAUGGUGGCCUGAGAGGUCAGGAAAAGAGAAUGCAUGAUGUGCUGUGCUCAGUUAUGUCUUCAAGAAGAAAGAAGGACUUGGAGAAAUGGGCAUGUGGAAAAAUGUGAUAAGCAGAGAAAUAGUUGAACAUGAAUAUUUGGAAAUCAUUACAUCCUCUCAGGUGAAAUAAAAGAAUAUCAUCAUUAGCAAAAAUGGCACAACCUCAACCAGCAGAGGUAGAUAAACAAUCAUUGACCACCUGAACUGCGAGGAAAAUUUGGGGUGAAGCACACACUGAAAAAGUAGAAGUUGCAAAGACCUGUUUAAGAGAAUGGUUAGAAAAUGAAAAAAUAUUACUCUUUCAAAGAGGGAAAAACAAAUCAAUACUUCAGAACUGGAAAGACAAUAUGAAGAAAUAGAUAAUUUUAAUUAUUUCUGAAAUGUUGAGGCAAGAUGCGAACAUUAAGAGCACAAUAUUAGAAGAUCACUUUCUCCUUCCCUCACAUUUUCUUGAAAAUCAUAUUUGUGACAUAAGUCUACUCCCAUGGACACACUGAACUCCAACAUGAAGUAGCUGGUUACAAUAAGACAUCACAUGAAGUGGAAAUUAUGAUUGACAAAAAUAACAUAAGGCAAUGAGCAACUAAGGAAGGACAGAGGAAGCUGUUGAAGGUGCUGGAAUCAGCCUCAGAAGCAGCAAGUUUUCUGAGAUAAUUAUCAGUCUCUGAAGAGAAGAACUCUGCACAAAAAAUCACUGGACAAGAGCUUUUACCUACAGAAGGAGCUGAGACACUCCACAAGAUUAAUUCAGUCACAUGCAGCAAAUUGUGGCUGAUGUCAGGGUCAGAGUAACCCUGGUAGAAAGCACAAUUUCCCUUGGAAACGAGGAUCAUGCAAAAGUCUGGAAUCUCAAUCUCCAAAAGAAUGUGCUGCUCACAAUAUAUUGUUCAAAAGGAACAAGCAUUUCUAGAAUGUGUUUUCAAAUAGAAAUUUUUCAUGUUUUAGUUAAGGGUUUUAGCAGUGUGAUGACAGAAUGUGGGAAAAUAAAGCCUUCACUAUGAGAUGGAGUCCUGGCAUCGCUCAAAAGCAAAGGACCACAACAGAAGGUAAACAGAGCUUGAGAUAAUCAAACCUGGCGCCAGUGAAGGAACAAGGAUUCACUUGGCAAAGAAGCACUUCUCAUAGACACAGAUUUGCUCGUCACUGUUUUGAAUAUGGAACUACAAGCACAAACAUGGUCAGAGCAUGUGGCUGCCAUGAAAAGCGCACUGCACGGACAGGAGAGGGUCUUACCAAGCAGAGAAGGAAUUAGAAGAUGCAGGCACACCUGAUGAAAAAGUUAGCAGUGCUGGAGAAGAGAAUUUGAAUGUCAGAAUAAAAGAGCUGGAAAAGUCAGAGGAAAAACUGAAAAAUGUUCUAGAGGAGUAUGUGGAGUCAGAUUCCAUCCUAAGAAAUAGGAUGAAAGAGCUGGAGCUGUCCCACAAAACACUUCUUGUGAUGAUUGAUCAGCUUUGUGUGAAGCUGGACCAGGUUGAAAAUGCCAAUCUGCGCGUUAAAGGGAAACUGCAAAGCAUCCAGGAGGACCUGAUGCACUUGGUUGAAAACCAAAAGAAGUCAGAGAAGAAGCACAAGGAAAAAUUGCGUUGGCUUCAGGAGCAGCUGAAGACAAAGGAAGAUGAAAUAAAAAGCCAGUCAGAAUAUUUUGAGCACUACAAACAAAGGCAGAGACAGCAGACAGCAGUACUGAGGAAAAGGGACUGUUACCUUCAGGGUGAGGUAUCUAGGCUGGAAAAGCAAGUCCUAGAUCUUAAUGCCCAUACUGCUCUUUUGACAUCCAAGUUAGAAGAGGGAAUGGUGCAGCACCUCCAGCAGAAGCUGCAGUCAGUGUGCAGUGGGGCUCAGGGCUGUAAACACCCUGGCAGGGAAGAAAUGGAAUGGAAGAGUUAUAUUGAAAAUGUGGAGCAUGAUGUGAAAAGCCACUUCAAGGCAUUUCAGCAAAACCUGAAGUUCUUGAGGGAAAAAGAAGAGAACACUAGAAGAGAACAGGCAGACCUGCUGACUGAACUGCAGUGCUCUCAGAACACUGAAGACUUCCUCAGAACAAAAUUGGAAGAAUCUCACCAUCAUGUCUAUAGUUUAAAAUUAUCUGAAAUCAAACUACAGGAAAAAGUGGAAGAGCUUUUAGAUGAAAACAGAACUUUAAAAGAUCAAAGUAUUAUGAAGUUGAAAAAGAAGAAUGAAAAAUACUCAGAACUUACAAGAUUGGUGGAUGGGGACAACAGUGUUGACCUGAAUGGAGAGCUAAUUCAAGAUGAAGUUCAGAAUCUGAAAUGGAGGGCAGUCUUGGAUUCACUCAGAAGCAGAGCUACUCAAACUCCAGUUGUGCUGCUACAAGAUAAAGAGUCUGAAACACCAGCCUGUAGUUGUGAGGGACCAAAACAGAUGGAGGAGGUACCAGAAGAUCUUGUACCAGUUUUGGAAUGCAGUUCCAGAGCCUUUGUGAAAGUUGCUGCUCUAGCUGAGACUGAGCAGGUCACCCUUGGACCACAGAGGGCAAAUCCUCUGGAGGACACUUCCACUUUGCUGAGGUGUACCCCAAGUCAUCACGCAGCAGGACUGCUUCCCCCUUGUUCUGAGAAGUUACCCAAUGGUGAGACAAGUAAGGAAACUGAAGAUGAAGAAACCCUUUUUCUCUUGAAGGAGCACGCUAUAACUCUACCAGUGAAGACAUUCCCUGCUUCUGUGGUUGAAAUCUUAAUGAGGAAGGAGCUCCAGCUGACCUUGUUUGAGCCUGGAAGAUGUCACAUAACAGCUUUCACCACUGAAGAGAAAGUGAGGAAUUUGAGUUUCUGUGAGACAAAUACUAAUCUUUGGUCUGAUGGCCUUUGCUUUGUUGCAGAAGAAGGACUUUAUGACAGAGCUACUGAACUUCUCCAUGGAACAUUGCCUUCCACUGCGGCUGAAAUUUUCACAUCUAUAGAGGAAUGCAACAUGGAAAAACAUUGGGGAAACAAGCAAAUUCUGCCAGGAAGUGUGAGUGAGAACAGAUAUCUAGAUAAAGAUGUUGAUGAUGAAAAGUAUCACCAAAAAAUCUUUACAGGGAGAGCUGAAAGAGAAGAAAUACAGAAUGACAAAGCCCAGCAAGGACAGGUGACCUGUGGUCUUGAGGAAAGUUCUAAAGUUUCCUACAAAACUGAAUUAUUCUGUCCUGGGAAGCAAGGAGUGGAAGCCAAAGAGAGUCUCCAUAGCAUGCAGGGUGCCCAGAGUUUAUCUGUUGAUUUUAAAGACUUUAAAAAAUGUGUCAAAGGGAGUCGUGAACGAAUGGAGAAAGAAGAAAAUAUUUCAGAAAUCUGCAUCCCUGAUGUGAAUAGUGGAUGUAAUGGAGAAGACAUAAUUGAAAUUGAAGGGAAAGGAAAGCAGGCUCAGAAACCAACUCACCAAACAAGCCCCUCCAGCAAUAUUGGCCUGGCAAAAAGGAAAGACCAGACCUCAAAAUUACAUGAACCAAAUAAGAAUUUCUCAUGUCAAAAAGCAGCUGCUAAAAUUGUGCAACAUGAAUACUCUCAGAAUUUUUUUUUAUUGAAUGAAGAGACGUAUCCACUAAACUUGUUGUUUCCUCUGCAAGAGGGGCCUGUGUGCUUAAGCAAACUAUUCCAGCCAGGGAACAGUUUUUAUAAAUGUAUCUGUCAUCCGUCAACCUGGGGAGCUGGAAAUGAGUGUAACGUGAGAAUAUCUGUACUGGAAAAGGCAGUGGCUGCGUGUUCUCAGAGGAUAUUUCUGCUGAUGCAAGAGAAUGAGAAUUACUCCAAAAAAGUCUGUAUAUUGCAACAGGAGAAUGACAGAUAUGUUCAGAUGAUGUGUGCCCUGGAAGAGGAGAUGGAUGCAUAUUUUCAAAAUGUUUUAGCAGCAGAUGAAGCUAAUGUUCUUUCAUUCCAAAACUUACUUAAUGAGAAAGAAGUUGCUGGUGGAUGUUAUAACAACUAUACAGAAGAAAGUACCGUGACCCCAGGAACAUUUUUAGUUGCAACUUUUUCUAAGAAUCUCUCAUAUACUGAAGAGAAAAACAGGAAUUCUGAAAAAGAUUCAUGGACAAUUGCAUCAAAUAAACUUGACGGGGGCGUUCUAUCCCUGAAUAGAUGGAAAAUGAGGUUCUUCCAGCUGCUUUCUGACCUGAAAGAAGAAAGAAGCAGGUGCUUCAAAGAAAUGGCUAAAUUAUUACAAGACAAGGAGAACUAUGUAGCACAAUAUAAUGAAUUAAUGCAGGAGAGAAAGAGAAAUUUACAAAGAAUAGCUCUUUCAGAAGGCGAAAAAGAAACUUUGUUGAGACAUGUGGCAGAGAUAAAAUGUGAGCAAGACAAAUACAGGACCUUAGUUUCAGAACUCCAAGACUGCAAAACUAGCUGUUAUCAAACCAUUUCUCACUUACAGGAAGAAAAAUGUGUACUGCAAAGAGACAUAGACAGAAUCAAGCAAGAAACUUCAGAACAGCUGGAUCAAUUUCAGAAAGCAAAUGUGAACAUUAUUUUAGAAAAUAAAAAUUUAAAGGAAUUAAUGUCUUCUCUGGGUUUCACCUAUGAAGAACUAAGAAAAGAGAAAAGUAUAGGAAUAAAGACAAAUAUAAAACUGAAAGAAGAAAGUCAACAACCUGGUCUUAAGCCAAAGAAAGUUGAAACAGCAUGUAGUGUAACACAAACUGAAGAACAGGGAGCUCUGGCUGUAGAUCCUUCAGAUUAUUCCCCUGGGAAAAAGGGCAGCAUGUUUGAAAGCUACAGCACAAUGAAAGAGCAAGUUGGAAAGGUGGAAGAGAAACUAAAAAUACAGCAAAAGGAAUUAGAAAAAUCAAAAAAAGAGGCUCAGAAGUGGUACAGAGAGCUUGGUUUUGCUGAAACAAGGUAUGAAGAAACCAAAACUCGUUUGAUGCAGGCUCUCUCAGAAUUAGACCACCUUAAGCAAGAAGUUGGGGACAAAAUGCAGGGAAAGCAGCACUGCAAAUUAAUGCCUGUUUACACAUUGAAGGAUGUCCAGGAAAAAGAGAUUAAUAAAAUAGCCAGUAAGAGAUUAGAGCAGCAAGUGUUGACCUUGAAAGCCCAGCUCAGGGACCAGGCUGCAUUACAAAAUCAGUUUCAUGACUUGCAGAAUGAAGUGGAACUCCUUCAGGCUCGGCUAUGUGAAAAGGAGAAAGAAAUGCAGAAGAGGAAGUCUGAAGUGAAGUUGACAUUAGCUCCUCUGAAGGCUAAGCUGGCUUGCCUCACCCAAAAGUGCCAGGAAAGGAACAGCUUCAUUAGGAGAAUGCAUGAUGAAUUCCACAGGCAAGGAUUUAUUAAUUCUGCAUUUGAUGAAGAGAUGCAGAACCUGGUGAAUGACAUGACCCUGGCAGAGUACAUGGCUGCUUUUACACCAAUGUGUGAUCAAGAGAAGCUGCCUUCCUCCACAGAUGUUUCCCAGGCUAAUGGACAGCCAGAGGAUUGUGUGGCAGGUGCCAGAGGGAACAGGAGGAUUGGGUCAGUACCUGCAGACUCUCAGCCAGGGAGGGAUGGCCCCCAGAGUUCUCCCCUCACCCCAAAUGUGAGUGCUGGUUCUUCUGUUGGAAUAGCAAGCCCAGAGAGGAUCACAGCCUUGCAUGGAGAACUAAGAGAAAACCAUCCCAAAACCUGCCAGAUACCUCCAGCUGUCCCCUCCAGCUCAAGCCCUUGGGCUGGUCCCAGCCUGCCCAUGAUCCACGGGGAAGCCCCCUGGCCUCUGCUGCCAGGGCUGGAGGAUGCUGCAGUGCCCUGGAGCGUGCCCUGCUCUGGGCCACGGAGGGGAGGGAUCGGCCGUGGAAACACCGUGGCAUCUUCUGGGCUCAGAGGGGAAAUCAGCAUGCAGGUGCUACUGCCCAGGGAGUGAAACACAAAAAUGCCAUUGUGAAUGAGGCAUGGCUCUCUGGAGAAAAAACAGAUGGCUCAACCCCAGCUACCACAGCAGAAAGCUAUUUGCCAGACGUGUUGUCAGCAAGUAAUAAAGGUCGAUGUCCUAUGGGGAGAAAUCAGCUGCAUGGGAAAGAAUAAAACCUGCAGAAAUAAAACAAGGGAUGAGUUUACCUUGGUUCAAUAUGUAUUAUUUAACAGUGGAGAGAGGCAUCCUGAUGUUCAAUUCAGAGAUGAGGAUGAACUAGGAUGUUGCAAUAACUUACAAUGCAGAAUGCAAGGGAAGACUGCAUCAGUCACACAGAAGAAGCAGUAGAGCUCUGAAGGAUGGAUGAAAUGUGGUUUGGCCUGAAGGUGACUGCAGCUGCUCCAUUAUGGGAAAAAGUGAGAAGUUGUCCUAAGUUGCCAUCUGCACCGCCAUUUUAGCCACCUGCUGUAGUGGAAGCUGGCCAUGCACACCAAGCCAAAGUGUGGUUUGAGUCUGAGUUUUGUUUUGUUUUCUUGGGAUCUCAGUAUUUGCAUUUUAAAGCAAUUACCAAGUUAAGCACAAUCUCCAUCUUCAUGGGUCUGCUUAUGUGGAUAUGCAGUAUCUUCAGCCUUGUGUGGCUUUGAGCAUUCCUGAAAGAGCCUUUGAUCUGAGUUGGGAUGUUUAGUAUAUCUGAGGAUGUGAUACUUGAGGGUACAAACUUGUUUAGCAAAUGAGACAGAAUGGCAUUUUUACAAGGGUAAGUUGGAAUUGGGAAUGAACUUCAUGUGUGCUGAGAGGCACUUGGAACAUCAAAGUGCUCUGUCCUGAUACUCUGAGUAUUUCAACCACAUGAAUAGGCCACACUGAAUUUAACUUUCAGAUAAAGCACUUGCAGGCACACAUGCUUCUCCUGAAACAGGAAUGUUUGUGCACUCUGGCUGGCAGCAGCACGAAUGACGCAAACACAUUUUGCAACCAUGCUGCCCAAUACAGAUUACACUCCACAGCCCUACUGUUCACCUCUGAGCACCCUUUGGGAAGGCAGGAGAUGGGAGUGCAGGCACCAGACCUGGACCUAAGGAGUCCUGUGGAUCCAUUCUGUAACUAGAGGCACAGGCAGUUGAGUCAGUGGCAAUACUCAUGCUGACCUGGAUGGCAGCAGCUGCUCUCCAACUCUUACAUUGUGAUGCACUUUCAGCUUUGAUAACUGUUUUAUGACUUGUAUUUCCCUUUUUCUUUUUUAACGAGCUAACUGCUAGGAUGUGCUGUCUUUACAAUGCGUAGUUGCCCAGUAAUUACAGAUAUCCUUUGAAAGGAAGCAGAAGAAGAAUAAACCGUGGAAUCCCAAAUCAGAUUAAUGUAAUGUGCAUUUCUAGAUUACAAUUAGUAACAGGAUGACAUGUUGUCAUGGUAACAUGAAGCUUAACUACAAGUUCCUAAAAUAAAGCAAUGACAUAUGUGUAGGUUUCUAUCCAUUUGCAUACUAUCCACAUGAAAACAUACAUAAUUUCUACAACACUCAGGCAAUUAAACCCUACUUCUUUCUUCUGAAUUAAGUGUUGAACUAAAAUAUCAGGCCUCUUUCCUAGUAUUUAUGCAAAAUCUCCCACUAUAAAUUAUAAAUGUUGAUAAUGAAGCUAUCCAUUUUGUAACAUCUUAAGAUUUCUGCCUUUUGGUUUCAUUUUAGAACAAUUAGUGUAAGGAAUGUAGAACACUCUUCUUUCUUCGUGGUUUGUGCCACAUAUAAAUUCUUGAAAUUCAUUGAAAUUCUUGAAAUUCUACCACCUCCUCAUAUGAAAAUUGUCCAACCAAUAUUGGAAAAGUCUUCUUAUUAAUUACAUUGAUAGACCAGUGGAUGUGUUUCAUGUGGCUGAGAAUUGGGAACUAAAACCCCAACUUUACCUCAAAUCACUGGAAGAAAGCAGUAAACUUUUCACGUGAGAUUGCUAGCUAAGACAGAGAGCCUAGUUAUUAUUUUCUAGUUGCCUUACGGUGAAAAGUGUUGUCUACUUGUUAGAGAGUCUGAGUAUCUUUCACUAAGCAGAAGUUAACUUGUUUAAUGUGCUGUCUGUGGUAGAGUUACCAGAGCUUUAUGUGUAUUGUCAUUUCAUGGUAAAUCUUCAGAGAAUGAAAAAUUGGGCGCUUUGUUCUGAUUGCUUUAUAUGCACAACAUUGUUUUGGCCAAAUUCUUUAGUCAAAAUUAAGAUGCUGCUAAGUUCUGUGAGUAAAUGCAAUCUCCUUCUGUCACCCUAAUUAGACAAGAUGGGCAAUGUUACAUGGAAAAUAUGGUUUCUUUGGCAGUUCACUUAUUUAUGUAUACUUUACUGUAUAGACCAUUGGAGGAUAUUGAAAAUACAGCUUACAGGUUGCUCCUUAAAUGACCUUUAAAUCCCAAAUUCUGUUCUUCACACCACUAUGGUUGGCAAAUGCUGCAAGUACAAUGAUUGACUCUGGCGUGAUAACCACGUUAUAUUCAGAAUAAUGGAGUUGCUGGGAAAUGUGUCACAUACACAGCAGAGUUCCCAGGAUAAGCUGCCUGCUAAAGCAUGGCUGAUGUUUGUCCUUGUGGCCUUUUGAAAAGUGGAAACUCUGAUUUUUGUGUUUCAUAAAUCUACCUGUAUUUGCCCAUGAAGGUUUUUAAUAUUUGAAUUUACUGUGGUUAUGGGGUGGAGGGAGGGACAUGUGCAUGCUGGGUUUUGCCACUAAUCCUUUGGAAAUCCUUUAGUGCCUUAAGGAGGCAGAGGGGUAACAGGCCCUAGGAUUACAGAAACUUGUUCAAACCUCUUUCCUGCUUUAAAAGAAUUCCUUUAAAAUAUCUUGUGCCUUUGGCUCUAAAUAUAUUUGCAUUAGAAAUCAGUAGCCAUGGGAUUAUGGACAGGAAUUUUUGCCCCUGUAGAAAUGUUAGGAAAGACAGCAUACUAUUUCUUGUCUAGGAUAUCAUCUAAAAAUAUAGCUGACUUAAAUUCUACAGUUGGGAUCCAUACUAGGAAAGUUGCAAGUUGCAGUUAAAGGCAGAAAAAACCCACAAAAAAUGGAGAAAGCUUAAAUAUACUGGACUAAAUGCUUUAUCAUUGAAGUGACUGGCAAAUUUCCAUGGGGUUUCUUGGGACCAAGAUUUCAUGCUUGCUUCUACUUGGCUUAAGAAAUUCUCAGAUGUGGUAGAUAUGUGGGUAUCAUGUUCUCUUUAAUGUUGUAGGAGAGGAAAAGAGAGAUUAGUAGUUUUGGACACCUGCCUUGAUUUGGAGUUUCUGGGUAUAAAUCUGUGGUAUAAAUCUCUGUUCACCAUUGUUUCUGUGUGUAAUGUGGACUCUUGCUUUGGGAAUAUGAAUAUGCAAAUGUAAAUUCCAAUGUGAGAGGUUCCUGUGCAGUGUGCACGAACCGAUGCCAAACAACUACAUUUCUCUACUCUCUGAACUGUGGUAUUUUUCAAAAAGAGGGAAAAUGUAACUAACAGAUGAAAACCACUCCAGUGCCAAAAAAGCCUGCAUGAGGCAAUUCAUAUAUCACUCACUGAUGGUCCUAAGCAGCUCUUAGGAAAAGCUGAAUAAGCUUUUAACUCAUGAGUGAAUUUUAUCUUCUAGGAAUUAAGAACAAUUUGUUGGUACAGAGCUAAAUAAAAAAAAAAAAAAAAAAAAAAAAGAAGGCCUGAAAAUCAGACUGGUGGUGGUCUUCUGUUUUGCUCCCUGUGAUGACAAGCAAGUUUUAAAGAAUUUGUAAAUAGUUAAAAGAAAAUCAUUACGUGGCUCCCAGUAUGUAAGACAAGGCCCAGCAUGAAACAGAUUUUUAUAGCUCAUUUAUAACUUUACACUUCUGUCUUUUGUUUGGAACUUGGAAAAGGAAACCAUGUAAAUUAAAUAAGGAGUGAAGACUUGCUGCACAUAUUUGUUGACUGAAACAAAAAUAUUUCCCCACCUCCUGAGGUAUUUAUGACUAAUCUGGGAUGAAUAAAGUAUGGAGGUCUUGCCUUGUGAGCUCUAGUGCUGUGCAACAACUGUUUCACACUUUUGCACAGCCAACAGAGGAGUGGUAACCAGAAGUCAUGAAGAGCAGUUGUUAGGGCCACAAAUUUAGAUCCAUUUGAAGAGGUACCAAAGAAUGCACAAAAAAAGCUGGGAUUUAUGUUGUGAUACUUAUUGAGCAGGUGGCGCAGUUAGACUGGGGAGGGAGGGGUGUUUGUAAAUAAAUGCAAAAAGUUUAAACUCUGACCCAUGACCACCCUGCCACUGGGUGUCACAUUAGUUCUGGCUAUGUGAGAAGCUUCAAUAGUAUAAAAGAGGCCACUCAUAUUUUAACUGUUUCAUUAAAACUUUCUGGAUAACUCUUCAGCAAAGAUUUCCACUCUAAGACAUUUGCCAUUGAUAUCAACUGUACAUAUGUAUUAAUAUUCAGUGUAACUAGGAGGAUACAGAAUUGUAAUGAAGUCACAAAGUCUACUUGAUGAUCACAGAUUUGUAACUCUCACAAAUUAUGUAAGAUAUGUUGACAUUUUAUCUUGUUAACAAGAUGUAUUUUUCUAUGUUAGCUAAAUGUAUAAUUUGUAUAAUUUUGUAUAUUAAAUGUAUGC